CUCAAAUAAGAAAGAAGACAGAGUGGCUGUGUUUCGGGGUAAUUUUUAGUCAUUUAAGUUGUGUUAUUAGCUGUGUUACAGUGAACACAGGCAGACAUGUACCGCUGCAUGGCAAGGAGUGUGUGUAGCAGAGGAAGAGUGUGUGCUGCCUUUGUGCCUCCACACACCCAGCCACCAUUAUGGACAUUGAGAAACACGACAGAGGAGGGACAUCACAGGCUGGCUGAGCGGCGUUGGCAGUGUUCAGUCCGCUGUAUGAGCUCUGCAGUCAGGAGGAGAGCUCUGCGUAGUGCCUUCCCAGUGCUGGAGCAGCCCCUCCAGCCCAUCCACCAACAUGUGUAUGAAGCCAACCUCCGAAACAGCAACACCUGCCAUAAGAAGUUCAUAGAGUUGAGUGAAAAGGUGAGAAAAGGUGGAGGGGAAAAGAGCAUUGCCAGACACACUCAGAGAAACAAGAAGUUGUUGGUCAGGGAUCGGCUGCGCCUCCUGCUGGAUGAUGAGGACUUCCUGGAGCUGUCACCAUUAGCUGGUCUGGGUCUGCCGUACGGGGACAUCCCUUCAGCCGGCUGCCUGACUGGCAUUGGCAGGAUCAACGGCCUGUGGUGUGUGUUUAUUGCCAAUGAUGCCACAGUGAAAGGUGGCACGGCGUAUCCAAUCAUGGUGAAGAAGCAGCUACGGGCACAGGAAGUAGCGCAACAAAAUCGUCUGCCUUGUGUUUACCUGGUUGACUCUGGAGGAGCUUUUCUACCACUGCAGUCAGACAUCUUUCCUGAUAGAAAUCACGGAGGAAGGACGUUCUAUAAUGAAGCCAUCAUGUCUGCCAUGAAGAUCCCACAGGUGUCAGUGGUGUGCGGGUCGUGCACGGCGGGUGGGGCUUAUAUCCCCACAAUGGCAGAAGAGACAGUGAUGGUGCACCGGAUAGGGACUAUAUUCCUGGGUGGACUGCCACUUGUGAAGGCCGCCACGGGAGAGGAGGUCACACCAGAAGACCUGGGAGGAGCCACGCUUCACGCUGAGGUGAGUGGCUGUGUGGACCAUUUUGCCUGGGAUGAAAAACAGGCUUACCAUGACACCAGAAACAUCAUGUCCACCCUCAACUUCCAACUGCCUGAGGAAGAGGAUGAGGAUGAGGAGAAGACGAGGAAGAGGAAAGCAGAGGAGGAGCCGCUGUACAGUUCAGAGGAGCUUCUGGGGCUGGCUCCCAGAAGUUAUAACCACAGUCUGGAUGUUAAGAUGGUAGUCAGUCGACUGACAGAUGGGAGCCGCUUCCAGGAGUUUAAAGCUCGCUAUGGAACCACACUCAUCACCGGCUUUGCAAAGAUACAUGGCCACCUGGUGGGAAUAGUAGCCAACAACGGAGAGCUGUCGUACCAAGCUGCACUGAAAGGAAGUCAUUUUGUCCAGUUGUGUGACCAGAGAAAUAUUCCCCUCAUCUUCCUUCAGAACACAGCACCCACAGGAGCUCUAACACUCUCCACAGCACAGGCAGAGAUGAACAGUAACCGUCUGAAGGCUCAGGGUUCAAUGAUGUCAGCAGUAGCGUGUGCCUCAGUCCCCAAAAUCACUGUGGUGAUUGGUGGUUGCCAUGGUGCCGACAGCUACACCAUGUGUGGGCGGGCAUUUGACCCUAAUUUCCUGUUCCUGUGGCCCAAUGCUAGAGUGUCAACGACAGCUCCGGGUCAUGCCGGCUCUCUGCUUCCCCCUGACAGUGAGCAGGAGGAGGAAGAGAGGAAGAAGGAGGAGGUCAAGUUAAAUAAGAGAUUGGAGGAAGAGAGCUCCGCUUUCUUCUCCACCGGCCGGCUCUGGGACGAUGGAGUCAUUCUGCCUCAGGACACCAGGAAGAUUCUCAGAGACUGCCUGGACAUCAUCAAACAGCAGCAGUAUGAGCUCUCCACAGAGAAACAGCACUCGGCACUUCUACGUAUAUAGAGGCUGCGUUCUUUCUUUUCCUUACUUCCUCUGGAUGCUACAAAAAUCCAUGUAUGUACUGAGCUGCUGGUGCUGUAGGCACCAAGAGGAUUCACACCAAACUCUUGUGGGUGCUAAUGAGCAAUAUCCUAAAAGUAAAUAAAAGAGAGUCUGAACACCUUGAAUAACAAAAAUUUAGUACAACUCGUUGCUGGUCCUCUAAUCUCAUAUUUGGUAAAGUGACUGAUGAAUUAAACUUUGGAGGUUUUAACAUUCUCCAUUUAUUGUAUAUUUUCUUUCAGUUUGGACCCACACUAAAACAUCUAUGCUCUUGGUUUGGGAGAAGUUGAUUAAAAAAUGGAAAUUUA
This is a messenger RNA of Epinephelus lanceolatus (giant grouper), 2276 nucleotides long. RefSeq names its product methylcrotonoyl-CoA carboxylase beta chain, mitochondrial-like. Lineage: Eukaryota; Metazoa; Chordata; Actinopteri; Perciformes; Serranidae. Gene Ontology annotation, cellular component: methylcrotonoyl-CoA carboxylase complex; mitochondrion. Gene Ontology annotation, molecular function: methylcrotonoyl-CoA carboxylase activity. Gene Ontology annotation, biological process: L-leucine catabolic process. The record is from RefSeq and is a predicted model, not a curated record.